This is a messenger RNA of Podospora pseudocomata, 870 nucleotides long. RefSeq lists its product as uncharacterized. The transcript is spliced from 3 exons. The coding region runs from base 339 to 674 and encodes 111 amino acids. The record is from RefSeq and is a predicted model, not a curated record. Lineage: Eukaryota; Fungi; Ascomycota; Sordariomycetes; Sordariales; Podosporaceae.
CGAUGUCGUCGCUGCCCCCUCGUAAGCCUCUAUCGCUUCCUAACGUCAAAGCCACCCAACCGCGGACACUCUUCAACACCGUACUGGCAAUCAGUCCAUAAGGUAAGCAGAAAGCUGCGUGGAGAUGGAUGUAGAAAUGGUUCUUGGUAUGCGUCCAGCCAAGUCAAGAACGAUAUCCUCGACAGCCCUGGCCCCCUUCCGUGUUCUAUGUCGCCGUUUCCUUCGUCGUUACCUUCGUCGUGAAUCACCGCAACCACCAACAUCUCGAUACUUUCCAUACUGUGUCAGUAAUCUCCUGCUACCCUGUACCUUCUCGAUUAUCCUUCGUUGUCUUCGAAAUGACGUUUCGUACGCUACAGCUGCCCCUCCGCAAGCCCCGGUCGGCCCCAGCCCCCCCGCUGCCGCCACGCCUGCCCCGGGCGGUUACCUCAGCGGAGCGCGCCCACCGCGACGCGCAAAACGCGGCAGCAAUUGCUGCUCUUCGGGCCACCCUACUUCCCCCCAGCCGCCAGUCGUCAGCACUAGCGUCCCUUUUAUCACGCUCACUGCACCAGCAAGGGCCUUUCUAUUUCGGCCCGGAGCAGACCAAGAAGAGGAAGUGGUGGAGGAGGGAUGAUGAGGAAGAAUGUUGUGGCCUUCCGGUAGGGGGGUCCUGGAAGUGGCUUGCGGCGUAGACAGCGGAGGCGCACGAGGGUGAGGCUUCGCUGGGAGAGUCUCUGGCGGAGGAGGAUGCGGAGUAACUCGAAAGAGCUGGUUUCACUAUAGGAAAAGUAGCUGGGAGGGUCACCGGGCAUACUCUGCUGCCGUAAAAAUGAAGGAAAAUAUAGAAGGAAUGAAUAAUACAAUGUAAAAGAAAAAAUAUAAACUAAG